AUGAGGUCCUGGCUUCUGCUUUCUGUGGUCUAUGUGCCCACAAUCUGGUAGAGGUGGGAGGAGAUGCUGCCUGUGGGGCCUGGGCAGGAAUCCCUGGCUUCCCUCAGCCUGGAUGACCACAUGAAGUCCACUUGUCAGCUGGUGCAGCCCACCUCAGAGCUGAAAGAGGAUACAGUCAAGGCCCAACCCAGCAGACCCCACUGGCUAGCUCAGGCAUGCAAAAAGAGCUACCUUACUGGGUCCCUACAGGAUACCACCACUCGCUUCAGCAGCCAGCAUCCCCCACUGCCUAGGGCUAGUACUGCCGAUGUUCUGGACUGGCUCUUUGGUCAGUCCCAGGAAAGGCAGAUGAGAUGGAGGGACCUGCCAAGGAGGACUGGUCUCUCUGUUGAGCCCUGGGGUCCUCACAGACAGAUGAAUAGCAGCAAGGUCUUGGGAAGGCUCAGAGGGAAACUCUGUGAUCCCAGGGCACCUAAGCACUAUCUGGUGAGACCAUUAAGGGACUAG
Phyllostomus hastatus (greater spear-nosed bat) is the source of this 507-nucleotide messenger RNA. RefSeq names its product DEPP1 autophagy regulator (gene DEPP1). The record is from RefSeq and is a predicted model, not a curated record. Gene Ontology annotation, biological process: regulation of autophagy. The transcript has a single exon. NCBI's taxonomy places the organism in Eukaryota, Metazoa, Chordata, Mammalia, Chiroptera, Phyllostomidae. Gene Ontology annotation, cellular component: mitochondrion.